AUGAGGGAGAACAGAAAUGAGAACGGAAUAUCAGUGAAGAGCGUGCGCAUACUCACACAUGUAAAUGCAUUAAUAUUUUCUCUUUUUUCAGAAACUCAAAAAACAAGGAAUCCCCAUGACGAAGGCAUCCCCAUUACCGCCGAGAAGAUUGCAACCUUGGUGAAAGCUGCCAACGUCCCCGUCGAGCCUUACUGGCCUGGCCUGUUCACCAAGCUCGCUAAGAAGAAAAACAUUGAAGAUCUUAUCCUGAAUUCUGGUGCUGGUGGUGCUGUUGCCGCUCCUGCCCCAGGUGUACGAGAUGCUACGGAGGAUAAGAAGGAGGAACCUGAGGAAGAGAGUGACCACCAGUGGUGA
Messenger RNA from Malus domestica (apple), 354 nucleotides. NCBI's taxonomy places the organism in Eukaryota, Viridiplantae, Streptophyta, Magnoliopsida, Rosales, Rosaceae. The record is from RefSeq and is a predicted model, not a curated record.